Messenger RNA from Danaus chrysippus (African queen), 1521 nucleotides. NCBI's taxonomy places the organism in Eukaryota, Metazoa, Arthropoda, Insecta, Lepidoptera, Nymphalidae. The record is from the annotation of a GenBank genome assembly.
AUGGUGAUUUUUCGGAGUUCUUUGCUAAGUAAUACAAAAUCGUUAAUUAUGGAUUAUAGGAAUAUGCAUUUUUUGAGAAAGAACGCGUAUAUUAACGGCCAAUGGGUUAAUGCUCAGAGCAACGCCGUAUUUCCAGUGUUGAAUCCGGCUGAUGAUAAGGUAAUUGCUGAGAUACCUGAUAUGGAUGCUGCGGAUGCAAAGACAGCUAUCGCCGCUGCUACUGAGAGCUUUCGUACGUGGAAGUAUACAACAGCUAAAGACAGAGCGGCUAUGUUAAGGAGAUGGUAUGAUCUAUGUGUUAAAAACCAGGAUCAUCUUGCUGAAAUUAUAACCGCGGAGGCCGGUAAACCCUUGGCUGAAGCUAAAGGUGAAAUUGUUUACGGAAGUUCGUUUUUGGAGUUCUUUGCUGAUACUGCACGACAUAUCAACGGUGAAGUGAUUCCGAGCCCUUGGCCAAACAAGCAGAUAAUGUUGACGAGGCAGCCGUUAGGGGUAGUGUCUGUUAUUACCCCGUGGAAUUUUCCAUUUGCUAUGAUCACUCGAAAAGUCGGAGCUUUAUUGGCGGCAGGCUGCACUUGUGUCAUAAAACCUGCUGAAGACACUCCGCUGACUGCUUUAGCAGCAGCUCAAUUAGCAGAAGAGGCAGGGUUUCCUAAAGGUAUAAUUAAUGUUGUAACAGCAAGCAGAAAAAAUGCCCCCGCAGUUGGUAAAGUUUUAUGUGAAGAUCCUGACGUUGGUUGUAUUUCAUUUACUGGUUCCACUCAUGUUGGAAAGAUUCUUUAUGGAAUGGCAGCAAAAGGUGUAAAACGAGUCUCUCUAGAACUAGGCGGUAAUUGCCCAUUUAUAGUUUUCCCAAGUGCAGAUAUCAAUCAUGCAGUUGAACAAGCCAUGAUGGCAAAAUUCAGGAACAACGGGCAAGCAUGUGUCGGAGCCAAUAGAUUUUUAAUUCAUGCUGAUGUUUUCGAUGCAUUUGUUGAAGCAUUUAAAAAUAAGAUUAUCGAAAAAUGUAUUAUCGGCCCGGGAUAUAAAGCUGGGGUAACUUGCGGGCCGUUAAUAAAUAUUGAGCAAGCUACAAAAGUGAAGAGUUUAGUUGAAGAUGCUCGUGGAAGAGGUGCGAAGGUCGUGAUAGGUGGAAAACCUGCUCUAGAACACGGAACCAAAUUUUAUGAAUCUACAAUACUGACAGACGUUAAGCCUGAAAUGAAAAUAUAUGGCGAGGAAAUAUUCGGGCCGGUUGCCGUUUGUCAUAAAUUUAAUACAGAAGAGGAAGUUUUAGAGAUUGCGAAUAGUACUAGAACAGGGCUCGGAUCUUAUGUUUUCACAAAGGAUCUCGGCCAGGCAUUUAGGAUGUCUCAGAAGUUGGAAUUUGGCAUGGUGGCCAUUAAUGAUGGUGUAUUAUCAGCGGCAGAGCCGGCAUUUGGUGGCAUUAAGGAGUCGGGAAUCGGUAGAGAAGGCAGCAAACAUGGUGUCGAAGAAUAUACAGAUAUCAAAUAUACUCUGUUUUCAGCUUUAGACAAAUGA